CCCUGGGGCGGGAGGGAGGCUGCAAAGGGAGAGGAGGUUGGGGAGCUUGGCUGGGGUCCUCCAUUAGACGUUCGUGCUGAGGAGCUGUGUCCUGAGGGAAAAGGCUGUGCUGGGUCACUCCGGAGGUCCCUGUGGAGAAGGGACUGGGAGCACGGGAAGGUUGGGCAUGGCCCUGGCCAGAGAUGGUGGUCAUAUGGCAAGAACCAUGGGGACAGGAAGGAGGGACAGAGUUCAGAAACCUUUGAAAGGUAGAAUCAACAUGUCUGGGAGUAGGUGGUGACUACCUCAGUCUCCUAAUCUGUGAAAUGGGUGUAACACCCCCUUCCUGGGAUUGUAUACACUGGGGAGGACAGAAGUCCGGCACCUGUUAGUGACACACGAGGGGUGUGGGUGAGAGCGGGAGGACACUGACUGUACAGCAAUGCUCCAUCAGCAUUUCCCCGUGAGCCAUCAGUCUACCCCCUUUAGGUUCAAAGAACGUGUCCUGCAGACCCCAAAUGACCUUCUGGCUGCUGGUUUUGAGGAGCACAAGUUCCGAAACUUCUUUAAUGCUUUUUACAGUGUGGUAGAGCUGGUCGAGAAGGACGGGUCAGUGUCCAGCCUGCUGAAGGUGUUCAACGACCAGAGCGCCUCGGACCAAAUCGUGCAGUUUUUGCGCCUGCUCACCUCAGCCUUCAUCAAGAACCGCGCGGAAUUCUUCCGACACUUCAUUGAUGAGGAGAUGGACAUCAAGGACUUCUGUACUCAUGAAGUGGAGCCCAUGGCCAUGGAGUGUGACCACAUCCAGAUCACAGCCCUGUCUCAGGCACUGAACAUCGCCCUGCAGGUGGAGUAUGUGGAUGAGAUGGACAUGGCCCUGAACCACCACGUGUUCCCCGAGGCUGCCACCCCUUCCGUUUACCUGCUCUAUAAAACAUCCCACUACAACAUCCUUUAUGCAGCCGAUAAACGCUGAUUAAUUUUAGGCCAUGCAGUGGAGCCUGUCACCUAAAGGGACUGCAUUUUAAAUGGAACAUUCCGGCUUUUCAAUUUUUUAAGCAACUUAAACUAUAAUUAGAAAAUGUACAGUCUUUUGGGCAAAGUCCCUGGGAAGGAGGCCUACCCAUUAUGGACUGUGGUAACUUAGUGAUAUUGUUAGUAUUUAUUUUCAUGGAGGAUCAAAUGCUUUCUAACUCAGGGCUACAAAGCCAGAACCCCUGAGACCCUGGGCAGGUCACCUCCCCUCUCUGGGCCCGUUUCUUCAUCUAGAGAAGGUUCCUGCCAGUGCUGACAUUCUGUUGUCAUAUAAAAAAUAGGGCCCUCUGGUUUCCUUUCUGUGCCUCUGUGCUGGGGAGGAAAAGCUCAAGGUCAGAGGUCUUCAGUGACUUCCCAGUUCUACAAAAAAAGAAUCCAGUCCAAUUAGCUGUUAGACUGGACUUUGGUAGAUGGCUGACGGAAGCAUUGGCCAACUGGCCAAUGUGAGGCCUUCAGCGUGGUUCCAAACAUUCACCAUGGGAGUGUUUUCUUACCCUAACCUGAGGAGGAAAAAGAGACUUUUAUGCCGAAGUCUAAAAAGAGGCCUUCAGGAUGAAGCUCGGGUUGUUGUGGCCCUCUCGCCCUCUCUCCCUCUCUCAGGGCCAGACGUGCUUGCCUUUGGGCAGGCGCUUCAGGAUUCUGCUGCUAGCCCCACCUGAACAGAGGCUCAAGGAAGGCUGGGGUCUGGGACCAGGAAGCUGUCUCACCACCCCCAACACAGCCUGGAAUGAGAAUCUAGGUAAUCCUCCAGGUGGAGACAGCAGUACGUGCAGCCACAGACUCCAGCUGCGCAGGGCAGACAAGUUUUGCAAGGCGGUGUGUGGCUGCUUUCCCUUUUUCCCCUUCUGCUUGGUUUUGUGGGCUGGCAGGAAGUUAGGUGGGAGAGAGCAGAGACAAGCCCAGGAAACUGGCAGUGAGGGAGAUCUCUGUUGCGAAAACUGCCUAGAAGCCAAGAGCCCUGGCUGGCAGCCUCCUCAUUCACCCACCUGGACAUGCCCCUUAAUAACCUUGUCACCUUGCUGUCCCCAGGACCUUGAAGAGCCUUGGUUGAUCUCGGGUACCGCUAGCAAGCUCUCUUCCUCUGUGGGAGGAAAUGGAGACCGCAGAAGUGUGGAACUGCCCAUGGGUGACUUCCCUAACCCAAGGCGUUUUCUCACAGGUUCCAUUCUGCGGGGAUUUAUGCGUGUCAGCUGCCAGCCAGGCUGUGCACAGGGACUGGGCAGCAGAUUGCUGAGGCCUUGUAUACAAACAGCAGAUUUAUAUCAUUCUUCUGCCUUUGUGAAGACAGAUGUUAGGGUGCUUUAAUGCCAGGCAGGGACCCAGGUUCCCCUACUGCCUCAGCUCGGGCUUAAACCCAAGGGCUCAUGCGAAGUGAUCAUGUCACUUUUCCACAGGACUGUAAACCUGACCUUGAUCUCUGAACUGGUGAUGUCCCACCCUGCUCUGGGUAGGAGUGCUAGGAUCUGUGACAAAUAUACUGGAAGAACAGGGGAAAUGUUAUGUGACUUGUGACUAUCUCAAACCAAAGGGUAUGAACACAGCACUGGGCUGAAUGCCCGUGGCCGCUCCGAGGGGUUGCGGGACGGCCUGCGCCUCCAGCUGGGCUCUCACGGACGGCAUAAGCGGCAGCUGCCACUUCUUGGCAUGUCCACAAAAGCAGAGGUUUCGCUUUGGCAGCCUGGCUGGAGAAAUUCCCUCUCAGACUUCCUAUGCUGUGCUUCCAGGUCUGAGAGCCCACCAGUGCUCGUAUGGGACCCUCUUCCGAGGACAGAUCCUAUCAGUUUAGAAUCAGAAUGCCACAGACAGGCAAAUUCUUCUCAUGUUCUUACAAUGUGCUUCCCCUUUCCUCCACAAAACCACCGGUCCAUAGUCCAUGCUCUCUGCCUUCUCAUCUGCCCCCAGAUGGUCUGAGAGCAAGCACCAAUGCCGAAAAGGGAGUGGCAGAAUUCAGGAACUUGUUUAAAUCCAGCCAUCUGGGGAGGUUAACUUUGCUUGUCUACGGCAGCCAGUAAUGCUGGCAUUCACACUUCCUGGAUAAUUCUCCACCCACCUCACCAAGGCAUCUCUGCCCAGACCAAAAGGGGGCAGGAGAGUUGCUUUGAGAGUCUGUCUUUAUAACUGCACAUUUAUUAUUUUCCUUCCAAAGGGAACUUUAUAAAUGGGAAUGUUUAGCAACAAAAAGAACUGUCCUUGCUUUUGACUGGGCUCCUAUUUUAAGCACAAAGGGGUUCUGGAGCCAGACCCGCCUGGGUUUGAAUCCUCCCUUUUCACUUACUAGCUCUUGGCCAAGAACUUCACCUCUGAGCCCUAAUUCCCGUAUCAGUGAAAUGAAGACAACACCUACGCAGCACAGGGUCACUGGUUAAUGUGGAACAAGAUUAUGUAGGAGAUCUGACACCCAGUGCUCUACAAGCAGGGAAGCAGCAGAACACUUGCUGCAAUGUGGGCAAAUACCUCUUUGGCAGGGACUCUGGCUUCCCAAACGGGGAAGUGUCAGGAGCCAUUAGACAAGUCUAAGAACCAUUCUCACACUGUGCAAAAUGGGGGCAGGAGCUGUGGCUCAGUGAGCAGCUGCCCAGGGUUGGGGGGGGGGGCGGCCCCACAGCUUCUCCCGGCAGUUGGUGGAAACAUUUUCCUAGCAUUAAAAUGGUUUCCAUGACAACUUUUAUCCUGGUUUCUUAGUAUUUGGUAUCUGACAUGCACUGAAGAUCAGCACUCUCCCAUAGGGCUUAUGUGUGUGAGUGGAUUAGCAGGAGAGAGCGGGUUCUCCUUUAGUGGAAGGUCUAUAUACUCAGCAAGUUCUACCCUUGGGCUGGAGGUGCCAAAGAAACUACAGGAUUUACAAAGCUUUACGUCAUCAAGUCAAAGAACAGAACUGCCUGGGAUGCUAACCUUAUCUUUUAAAACCGACUCCCCUUAACACACUAUCCCGCAAAAAAAAAAAAAAAAAGCAUUUGCUGUUAAGGGACAAGGGCAGCAUGUCAACAGUCAUCGGUGGGUCUGUUUGACCUGUGACCAGUAGCCUCAGGCCUCUCAUGACUCAGGGGCCGCUAAGUCUCCUUAGGGCUGCUCAAACCACCACUGUAUCAUCUGGAUAAUGGUGAGUCCCCUGCCAUCCUCCACCAACUGUCACCCAAGAACUGAUCUCACAGACUAGGAUUGUUUUCUACUGCAUUCUCCUCUCUGAGUCACUGGUGACCCUGGGGAGACAUUCUUUAACAACACUGCUGUCCUUUUAAGACUGAAGCAGUUUUCUGUACAUGCCCACAAGGAAAUAUCCACGGUUUUAAUCCCAGGUCUGCCAUUUGGCCGCUCUGUGAUCUGAGCAAGUUUAAACCACUCAGUGUCACCUUCUCAACUACAAAAAGGUAUUAGGACUUGUAUCUCAGAUGCUUGUUAGACACCAAAUGAUAGGGACGCCUGGGUGGCUCAGUUGGCUAAGUAUCUGCCUUUGGCUCAGGUCGUAAU
Molecule: messenger RNA, 4482 nt
Organism: Leptonychotes weddellii (Weddell seal)
Lineage: Eukaryota; Metazoa; Chordata; Mammalia; Carnivora; Phocidae
Source: RefSeq, a predicted model, not a curated record